AUGAAGGGUCUUUGCGUUGCUGCCUGCACGCUGGUCCUCGCCGCCGCCACACCUCUCACCCCGAGAGAAAACACCUGCACACAGGGCUCCAAGACUCCGUACGGCGCCCUAACGCACAGUGCCUGCCCCUGCUGGAACUGGUACGAGAUUCAGACGGGCGAUGGCGACUGCGGCAAGGUGGCCAGCAAGUUUGGCGUCAGCCGCGAGGACGUCAUCCGGGUGGAACCCGGACGUGUCACUCCUCCCAACCCUCUUCCCACGCCUCCGUGCAACGCCGCCGACGCUCCGUAUCCAGUCGGCAAGGGCACCGUCUGCGGCUGCAAGAAAUGGUACCGGAUUCGGCGUGGUGAUGACUGCGGCCCUGUCGCUUCCGAGUUUGGCAUUUCGGCGGACCAGCUCAUCGAGUGGAAUCCUUGGCUGUCGGCCGACGUCGACGGUACUCACUACCCUUGCAUGAAUAUAUGGCCCACGGAUAACCUCUGUGUUGAUGUCUCAUCAUUUUAA
This is a messenger RNA of Beauveria bassiana ARSEF 2860, 504 nucleotides long. RefSeq names its product ErfK/YbiS/YcfS/YnhG family protein. The transcript has 3 exons. The coding region runs from base 1 to 504 and encodes 167 amino acids. The record is from RefSeq and is a predicted model, not a curated record. NCBI's taxonomy places the organism in Eukaryota, Fungi, Ascomycota, Sordariomycetes, Hypocreales, Cordycipitaceae.